AUGCCGGUUAACGGGUGGAAGGCAUACUAUGCAGCUACUAAAACACUCAUGAAUGCGAAUUCUGAAUUCUUCGAAAUCAUGGCCGCAAAGUCACUUGACAGGAUGCGUCGACUCUGGCUUAAUGCAGACCAUGUGGUGUGCUUCCAUGAGUCGGGUGAACUUACUCAGGGUACUUAUUAUCUUCAUGUUGUCACUGCAUUCUUCUGUUUCUUUAACUUUAGUGGUUUCCGGAUAAUGGUUUUGGAGAGGUACGAGGCAGUGAUGCGAAGAUGGGAGUAUUUGUUCACUAGCUGGGAGUUUUUGUUUGAUUUAGAUGCCUUCAAUUUCUGGGUGGCGCCAGUUCUAACCAACACGGUUUGGGUCACCAUGUGCACUUACCAUCACGUGGCUAUCGACGGUCCAUUGUGCAUCGCCAAUCUGUUUCAACUCCACAAUAACCGGUGGCUCUUGGUGCACCAUCACUGCUCGAUCCACCCCAUGGGCGGUGCGGAGAAUAUUGAACAGGUUGAUUUACAUUGA
Molecule: messenger RNA, 519 nt
Organism: Arabis nemorensis
Lineage: Eukaryota; Viridiplantae; Streptophyta; Magnoliopsida; Brassicales; Brassicaceae
Source: the annotation of a GenBank genome assembly